GGCUUCCACUCCGCAGCCCCUCAGCUGCGCUUCCUUCGUUGUCAGCUAGCUGCUCUUGAUCGUCUAAUCUCUUAAGUUUACUCUCUCUCCGAAAGGCUCUGGGACAAGAUUCCGGUUGACACCAUGGCGGAUCCUAUCAACCCUCCUCUUUCGUACGAGGCAUCCGCCUCGACCUGCCACCCGCAUGUCGCAAGCACGUUGCCUGCGGAGGUGGUUUCCAGCCUCAAGAACUCGCGCUUUCUGCAUCUUGCGACAACUGACGGCAUGACCCCGCACAUCUCGCUCAUGUCAUACACCUACCUGCCCUCCACUCCCUUCGACCCAUACCCUACGAUUAUCAUGACCACCAACACUUCGUCUCGCAAGACCAACCACCUUCUGACGAAUCCACGAGUCUCGCUUCUGGUCCACGACUGGGUCUCCCACCGGCCCCCUACCCGCGCACCUCACCCCGGAGGUGACCGGGAGGGAUCUCCGCCGCCCGCGGCCACUCGGUCAUCCUUGGCCAGCCUGCUGCUGAACCUGAACACGAGCGCACUGUCGAGCAUUUCCACGACCAUUGCCGGAACUGCUCGGGUUCUGGAACCGGGCUCUGAGGAGGAAGAGUGGUGCAAGACACAGCACCUGGAGAACAACACCUUUGAAGAGGAGAUCGGCACGUUCGGUCAGCAGCUGCAACAGCAGCCGGGCGCAAGACGGCCUAGCAUCUCCAUCGACACUGACGUGCGGGUGGUUACUGUACAGGUGCGCGAGGGACGGAUUGCGGAUUGGAAGGGAGGGGUGCGCGAUUGGCAGCUGGUUCGGGAGGAUGAAUCGCAAGAGGCUUUGGUCAACGGAGUUUCGCCUGCAUAGUGGUUCAAUAAUCACCGACUACAGCUGUUUUCUUCGUCUGGUUUGUCCAGGGAUUGAUUCUGUUCAUACGAAUGGUAUGGGGGCAUGUCCAAAAGCCGAGUGCCUGCUUCUGUGUAUUAUAUCGAAUUCUGCACAAACAUGUUUAUAUAACACGGU
Aspergillus homomorphus CBS 101889 is the source of this 1008-nucleotide messenger RNA. RefSeq names its product pyridoxamine 5'-phosphate oxidase family protein. The transcript has 2 exons. The record is from RefSeq and is a predicted model, not a curated record. NCBI's taxonomy places the organism in Eukaryota, Fungi, Ascomycota, Eurotiomycetes, Eurotiales, Aspergillaceae. The coding region runs from base 124 to 852 and encodes 242 amino acids. Gene Ontology annotation, cellular component: nucleus; cytoplasm.